AUGCAAAUGCUGAUGGGCUCCAAUUGCGCAGAUAAAUCUGUAUAUAGUUCUCAUAUUAACCAUUAUUUGUAUUUAGUUAGGGAUUAUUUGCAGAACAGCACGAUUUGUGUGUUCUGGCAUAAGAAUUACGAAUUUCAACUAGCUGGAGAUUACUCCAGUAUCAUAGGCAUUAAUAUUGAUACAUUGGAGAAAAGUUUUGAGCAGAAUGUGAUCGAUGCAGAGGUGAGGAGACAACAGCUCAAGCAGCUCGGGCUGCACUACGACGAUCUAGUGCUGAAGCUAACGUUGUCCAUAGAGAGCUCACACUGCGAGACUUUUCUGAUCUUUGGCGAAUUUAUGAGCCGCUUUGUGGCCGCCUUCGCACAGGCCUCCAUGUACUCCAUUUGGCGCUCGAUGCGCAACAAAUUCGUAUUUGCUCAUGUGGCACAGGAGUUGGAUGAGGAGGCUUGCUGCAGCAGCUACUUUUUUCAGGAUCAGCCCAACAUACUUUUCGUACUGCGCAGCUAUGCGAAUGCAACAGACUUUGAGCUGAAGACGAAUAAAUAUGUGGGACCCAGAGCAGAGCAGCCGCAGCAGCUCAUCUUGAUAGAUCGCUAUGAUGCACGACUGCAGCUGUUUCAGCACAAUGUUCCUCUAUUUCCGGAUAAACUCAGAGAUUUGCAGGGCCGUGAGGUGAUCAUCGCCUGCUUUGACUACAGACCCUACACAGUCAUCAAAUAUACCAGUCCGAGCAAUGCGCGUGAUGUGGGCGUGGCAAUGAACUCGAAUUUAUCCCAAGUCUACAUCGAUGGCACUGAGACCCAAGUCGUGCUCAGCUUUUGUGCCCAAUUCAAUUGUACGGUGCAGAUUGAUACAUCCGAUGCCAACGACUGGGGCAACAUCUAUCCCAACAUGUCGGGCGACGGCGCCUUGGGCAUGAUUCUCGGGCACAAGGCGGACAUUUGCAUUAGCGCCAUGUACACGUGGUACGAUGACUACACCUAUCUGGACCUCUCCAUGUACCUGGUGCGUUCGGGCAUUACGUGCCUGGUGCCGGCGCCCAAGCGCCUGGCCAGCUGGUACCUGCCCCUGGAGCCGUUCCAGGCCACCCUCUGGGCGGCGGUGCUGCUCUGCCUGAGCAUCGAGACGUUCGGCCUGGUGCUGGCCCACAGAAGUGAGCUGGAGCUGUAUGCUGGCGCCACGCCCAGUCACGGCUGGUGGCUGAGCACGAAGUUUGGCCUCGUGACGACCUUCAAGCUGUUUCUCUCGCAGUCGGGCAACAGCCACGCCCGCUCCGUAACGGUGCGAGUGCUGCUCUUCGCCUGCUUCCUGAACGACAUCAUCAUCACGAGCAUCUAUGGCGGCGGCCUGGCCAGCAUCCUGACCAUACCCAGUCUGGACGAGGCGGCGGACACGAUGCAGCGCAUGCUCGCCCAGCGGCUGCAGUGGGCGGGCAACUCAGAGGCGUGGGUCUCCUCGCUUCGCGGCUCGGAUGAUCCCCUGAUCAACGAACUGCUGGGCAACUUUCGCGUCUACAGCGAUGAUCAAUUGAUGGAGCUGGCACAGAGCCAGCGCAUGGGAUUCACCUUAGAGCGCUUGCCCUUUGGCCACUUUGCCAUCGGCGACUAUCUGACGGAGCAGUCCAUUGAGCACAUGGUGAUCAUGCAGGAGGAUCUCUACUAUCAGUAUACGGUGGCCUUUGUGCCACGGCUCUGGCCGCUGCUGGAGCGCUUCAAUGCCCUGGUCUAUCGCUGGCACUCGUCCGGCUUCGACAAGUACUGGGAGGAUCGCGUCGUGGCCGAUAACCUAAAUGUGAAGAUUCAGCAACAGGUCGAGAGCACCGUGCUCUCCAGUGGCCAAGACGACAUCGACAUUGAGCCCGUCAUGCUGGGCAUGUCCAAUUUCGCGGGCAUCUUGCUCGUCUGGGUACUGGGCAUCUGCCUGGCCUUGAUGGCAUUCUCCGUCGAAAUGCUCACACUCAAGUACAAGACGUAAACCCGAUCUAGAGAAUGGUAUUGCGUGGUCAGCUAUUGCCAAAUCUGUUUGCGCAACAUUUUGCAAUCGAAAGAUUUCACUUUAUGUAGCGCAGCACAGAUGCGAAAGAUACUAACAUCAUAUAUCAUCGGGCUGAUCUCUUUAAUGUUUUCUUCACUUUAGUUUCACUGAGCCAAGGGCCAACGCGCAACGAUCUCCGGCGAGAUGUCGCCGAGCAAACGACAGGCGGAAGUGGCGUGAAAGUUCUCAGACUCGCUGCGAAUUAUGCUCUUAGGAAAAACAAAACUCAAAUAUAUAUAUUACCUUUUUACCUCAGCGAGAUUUAAUGGCAUAGCCCAUGUACGUGAUAUCAAAUAAAUAAAAAACUAAUAAAAGUGCUCUAGUCGGGAGUAUGUGACUAGGGAAAUACUCAAACAGCUGGACAAUGGCUCACUGUAUACAGAAAUUGUAGAUAAUCUCUUUGUAGAUUAUCUCUUUAUAAGAAAUGUAAUAUAAAGUAACUUCAGUUCUAGAGCUCAGUAUAAAUAUAUUGAGAAAAAUUGUAUAACACAUAAAUCUACAUCUAUCAAGCUGUCUUAAAAAGCAAUCUAUUUAUCGAUAAUAAAAUUAUGGAAAAAUAUAUUAUUUAUGGUAUACAAUUAAUAAUAUAAAGGCUCAUUCUACAUAGAUUACAAAAUCGCAUUGUUCAUACGAAUGGAAGGAUAGACAGACAGAUAUAAAGAUAUAGUUAGAUCGAGUCAGAUUGUUCUGUUGUCUUAUAUUUAAUCUGGCUUCCAGCCAAAGGAACAUCAGGAAAGCAGGUAAACAUGAACAUGAUAUGGUUUAGAGAUAUAUUCAUUAUAAUGAGCUCUAACUAAUGAGUUGAACAUUAAAAACCCUUUUAGAGUUAGAUGCAUUACAUAUUACUAUAUAUAUAACUAUAUCAUACCUAUAUCAUUAUACCCCAAGUAUAGGGUAUCCACAAAAAAACAGACUAGAUACAAAUUAUUAGCUGCGUAUCUCACAGAUACGAAUAGUUACUUCGCACCAGUGCAAUGAACUGUUACUCUGUUAGCCAAAGCCAGAGCCAGAGACAGAGACAGAUCCAGAGCUAGAUUGGCCGCUCCUUGAGUGUGAAAUUUUGUGAGUGCCUGUGGCCGAGGCCUUGGACAUGGUCAAACAUGAUCAACACAAUGAGUGUGAGUACAUUUCAUGUGAAUUCUCGGCCGCCAGGGGGCGAGGCCGAAAAGUUAAUUGACUGCGCGUUCGGCUUUCGGCAGUCUGGGCUGACGUGAUCUUUGAUUGACAUGCAAAACGUGUUGCAUGCGUUUUAGUUUCUGGGGUUUUCUUUUAGAAAUUGCUAUCGAAAAUGUUUGUUAAAAUAUAUGGAUUUGCGUUUGUAUCUGAACUCGGCUCGUAGUGAAAGUGAAUUGAGCAAAUGGCCGCAGUAAAGCACUCUACACAUCUGUUUUGCCCAAGAUU
Drosophila mojavensis is the source of this 3435-nucleotide messenger RNA. RefSeq lists its product as uncharacterized. The coding region runs from base 1 to 1974 and encodes 657 amino acids. NCBI's taxonomy places the organism in Eukaryota, Metazoa, Arthropoda, Insecta, Diptera, Drosophilidae. The transcript is spliced from 8 exons. The record is from RefSeq and is a predicted model, not a curated record. Gene Ontology annotation, molecular function: ligand-gated monoatomic ion channel activity. Gene Ontology annotation, cellular component: membrane.